Messenger RNA from Symbiodinium necroappetens, 375 nucleotides. NCBI's taxonomy places the organism in Eukaryota, Dinophyceae, Suessiales, Symbiodiniaceae. The record is from the annotation of a GenBank genome assembly.
AUGGCCAGCAGUGGGGACGUCGCCAUGAUGCCGACAGGGCUGAAAGGCAAGUUGGCUUCCCUCGAGGAUUUCAUAUCUAUGCAGAACGAGGAGCUGGCUGCACAAAGGCAGGAGAUCGAGAGCCUUCGAAAUGACAAGACGGGCAUAGAAGACCACUACCAGGCUCAGCUACAGGAGCUAAAGAAGACCAUGGUUGGCGAUGUUCAGCGGUUGCAAGAUGAGGUCAAGCGACACUUCGCUCAACAGAAGGCAGAGAAUGCUCGCCUACAGCAGCAAAUCACGACAUUGAAGGGCGAGAAGACAUCGCUUCAACAGCAGAUUCUGGGUUUGCAGCGCCGCAUACAAGAAAUCGAGGAGCAGGUGGGCUGCGACUGA